Messenger RNA from Cryptomeria japonica (Japanese cedar), 1349 nucleotides. RefSeq lists its product as uncharacterized. Lineage: Eukaryota; Viridiplantae; Streptophyta; Pinopsida; Cupressales; Cupressaceae. The record is from RefSeq and is a predicted model, not a curated record. The coding region runs from base 351 to 1130 and encodes 259 amino acids. The transcript has a single exon.
UGGCUGGUGAAGCAGUGAUUUUUAAAAAUGGAGAAUAAGUUAAGUUAGGUUUUGAUUUGUUGACAGUUAGAGAGAAGCGCGUGUAAAGUUUAUCUCAUACUUUAUUUGUUCCCUGGUUGAAGCCAGCUGCCAUGUCAGUACAGCUCAUGUGUUAGGGUUUUUUUUUUAUAUUAUGGCGGUCUGGCAACAAACAGAAGAGAGGAGAUGAGAUGAGAGAUGAAAAUGCGUGUGGGCCUCACAGGGAAAAAGACUUUUCCAUGCUUUUCCGUCUGCUGACAGAUGAUAAUCACGCGACAUUCGCGUUUUAGGUGAAAAAAUAAAUAAAAAGGGGCCGAGUGGUGAUCUACAUAAUGGCCCCGCCCGUGGGAUGUUUUCUCAAUAAAUGCAUAGUUUGGCCGAAUUCUGUAUCCUCAGUUGUCUCGCCUAAUUCGUUUCGGUCGUUAACAGACGUGGAAAUUUACCAGAACGAAGUGUCUGCUGCAACUGGUAAGGAUUUGGUAGGAUUUAAGGAGAAGAAAGUGUUUGCAAAGAAGAGCAGAAGAGCAGCCGCCAUGGGCAAUUAUGUGUCCUGUGCUGCUUCCACAGUGCCCUCAAAGAUGUUCAAAGUUGUGCUGCCGAAUGGUUCUGUGCAGGAAUUUCAUCGGCGUGUGAAAGCGGCGGAGCUUAUGCUGGAGAAUCCUCAGCAGUUUGUGUGCCAUGCGAAUGGACUGCAGAUUGGACGGCGGAUAAAUCCUCUUUUGGCUGAUGAGGAUUUGGAGCUCGGACAGCUUUAUUUUCUUCUGCCGAUGCAGAAGCUUAAGGGAGUUCUUUCUGGUACUGACAUGGCUUCGCUUGCCUUUAAGGCAAAUUCUGCCACUAAAGGCAGCGGCCAUGGGAAAAAUAAUGCAAAGAUUCUUCCGCUUCUGUUUGGCGACAUGCUGCCGGAAAGGAGAAAGGAUGCGGAUCUUUUAAUGGACGAGAAAGCGCAGGAACUGCCGCGGUUAAAUUUAGAGGAUGAUCCAGAUUUGUCGACGGCCUUUGAGCAGCUGAGAUUGAGCGGAUGCAGAGCGUGGAAGCCUAAGCUGGAGACGAUAAGCGAAUCCAGGCCCAAGCUUCGUGAUUUGAUGCAGUCCAACGAGCAGUUCUGUUAGUUGACGGGAAAAUUAUAGAUGAGAUGUAACUGUGUAUGUAUCAUUUUGUUAUUUGUUCACCUCCGAUGCAAAAUGUGUUCUGUUCUUCCUCAGGCAUGCAUGAAAUUUUCACGGAUAGAGAACAAGAUAAUCUUUAAAAAUGUUACUGUGUACAUUUCGUACGCAUAUUUGUAUAGGUGUUAGCUUUGCAGUGAGAAUUUAUUGGAUUCAAUUUCACCA